This is a messenger RNA of Lates calcarifer (barramundi perch), 2618 nucleotides long. Its product is annotated as transcription factor 7-like 1. Bases 890 to 1705 code for a protein of 271 amino acids. Gene Ontology annotation, biological process: canonical Wnt signaling pathway; regulation of transcription by RNA polymerase II. Gene Ontology annotation, cellular component: beta-catenin-TCF complex. The transcript is spliced from 9 exons. NCBI's taxonomy places the organism in Eukaryota, Metazoa, Chordata, Actinopteri, Centropomidae. Gene Ontology annotation, molecular function: DNA-binding transcription factor activity, RNA polymerase II-specific; RNA polymerase II cis-regulatory region sequence-specific DNA binding. The record is from RefSeq and is a predicted model, not a curated record.
AUCUGAGUAUUUGUAAAUUUAUACAAGUACCUCAAAAUUGAGUUGCAGUGGGCAGAGAGGAGCUGGGACACUAAUAAUGGUUGUAAUCAGUUAACUGUAUGAACUUGUUAUGGGAGAGUGGAGCUUCUUGGUAACUUUAAAUGAGUGGUUUUAAACACAUGAGAAGAAUAUAGCCUCUACGGUUAAUCUACACGCAGUGCACACGGUGUUUUGUGCAGGUUUGGGUCUGAAUUCAGUGUUUUUCACCACCUACCCAGAACCUGCUCAUACCCUGAUGCAGAACCAUCGUCUGCACAGAGAACAGAAUUAUUAAACUACGCUGUGACGAUAAUAUUCCACAGAACGUGACAUUACAAGAAGUCAUUCUUAAGCGAAUCUCUUGGAUCAUUUCACUUGUAGACUUCACAGUGUUAACACUCGUUAUUCUCAAGGAAAACUGGAAAAAAAAAAAAAAAAAAUCACAUUUCAAGACAAAAAACACAACGAUUGCUAGCUAACCGAACCGUCCGCGAGCGCAAUAGGAGCUCAGUGAGAAAGAGUCAGAGUCUGAGAGACAACAAACUGUAGGGACACGACAUCAAACAUCUGUCAUCUGUCAAGACGAUGGAUAUCCCUGCAGAGUUUGAACGCCUCUUAGAGGAGAUGGAGUGGGGAGACGUGGUUGACACUUUUCAGGCGGUGGUAACUGAUAUGCUGGAUGACACACCUGACCCUCUGCCUCCGCUUCCUGCACCUUCACCUUCACCUUUGCCCCCUCCUGCUAUCCCCACUGAGCAGGGGUUUGACACCGAGCUAGAGGAGAUUCUGAGUGGAGGAUAUGGUGGGUGCAUCCCCGCGGCUGCAACUCCACGCAGCUUUGAACAGCCGUUGGCGGCUCCUACUGGACUGAAUGUUAGACAGGCUGCUCCCAUUAUCUACCAACAACCUCUGUAUGAUCAAAAUGUCAUGCAGUCAAGUCAAGGUUACAGCCAGGCAGGUCCUUACAGCCAGGGUCAGAACCUGCCAUAUCAGUGGCUAUGAUGGCCCAGGACCAUCAAACGUCCGUGCUCCCCCACAGCAGUUUAACAAUGUGCCAGUGAUGGGCAUCCCUCCAGACCUGAAGGAACGCCUGGUUCCUUUUAGAAUAUUCAAAGAAGGGAUUCUUUACAGGCUUCCAAGAGCUCUAGCUCCUGCUGCUCCUCCACUGAACCCCCCAGUCUCACAAAAGAGACAACGUGAGGCUCAACAAUAUGCUGACCGGCCAUACAUUAAAAAGCCGCCCAACGCCUUCAUGCUCUUCAGGAAGGAGCAGAGACCAAAUGUUGUAGCUGAGCUGAACAUCACUGAGAGUGCCACAGUGAACACUAUCCUUGGACAGAGGUGGCAGGCAAUGUCAAAAGAGCAGCAGGCCAAAUAUUUUGAAGAGGCUGACAGAGAGAGACAGCUCCACGAACAGCGAUACCCUGACUGGUCACCGAAGGACAACUAUGGCAAAAAGAAAAAGAGGAUCAGGACCAAGGAUUCCACCUUAGCUGAAGCGUCUGCAUCUAAACCUGAUGAGGUCACACAGCAAGCCAAGAAACAGUGUGUGACGCCUGUGCAGAUCGGCAGCGAUGGAGCCCUCUACCUCACAGGCAGCUGCCAUGGAGGCUGCUCGCACACGAACAGGCGCGAUGCAAGCUCCGGCCUUCCCGACAGUCCUGGUGCUGGGUGCUCCUCAGACUGAGAGAGGAGGCUCGGCGUCUUCUACCACCACACGGACAGUCCUGGUGAAGCUGCCUGACAGAGAGACUCCAGUAAUUGUGCCUUUGUGCGACCUCUGUAACCUGCCGCAAGUGACUCUUGGAGCAGAAUUCACCUCCCGUCACUCCGCAGCCUCGGCUGCCCUCUUCUAAACCCUCUUUCACAACAAAUUCAUUGUCAUAUAUGGUGCACUUCAUCUUCAGUUUCUUUUCCAUCUUUUACAUUUUCCCCAGACUGGGGAAAAUGACACUUUCCCCGGCCAGACUGAGCCAUUUGGAGCAGAGGGCCUCGGUGAGAAAGGUGAUCAAGAACGCGACGGCCUCUCCGGCUCUCCCUCAGGAAGUUUCUUCACAGAGGUCACCUCUCUCACUGAGGCCCGUACUUAGCUUGGCCAGGCAGCCAGCUCUGAGUCACCUCUGAGUCACCUAGAUCUGUGCCUCAGCACAAUCUCGACUCUGGGCUCCACAGACAAUUCCCUCGACCUCAAGGCUCGGUUUUUGCUCCGAUGUGGAUCAUCAGCUGUGAGACCUUGUGUAGACAGGAGCGUGCCUUUCCACCUCAUGUCCUGUCAGUCAAAUUUACCAUGGGUGGACUCCAGUCAAGGAGUAGAGGCAGCUCAAAGAUGAUCCAGAGAGAUGGGAGGAACCUGGGCCAAAUUUCAAAUGUCAUUGCAAAGGACCAAAGGGUCAGUCACCCUUUUCUUUUUUUCCACCUUCCUUUGCAAAAAUGACUAAAACCAAAUUUCUGCUUUUUGUAAUUAGGGGGUAAUGACCAGAGACUGUUGAGGAAAGUUCUUUCUUUAGAACAGGGCUGCAACUACAAAAAAUGAAAAGCUGAAGACUUUCCAUCUUUUGCACCUUAUGCAGUGAAUGAGUGAAUAAAUGAUUGCAAGCAUA